AUGACUCAGGUGGAUUUCGAGGAAAUCCGACAAAAGGGCACGCCUGCAGCAAAGGGAGUUAUUGACAGAGUAACCGAAGCCGGACUUGAGUACUUUCUCGGCGGUCCCCAUGUUCUAUAUAGAGAAGCGGUUGAAGAAUUCUUCAAAACCGCAACUCUAUCUGGCGACAAGAUCACCGCGACUGUCAGCGGUACUGAAUUCGAGCUAACCGAAGAAUCGGUUACGGAGAGCCUACGCCUUCCAACAGACGGCCAAGAUGCAGCGUCGGAUCUAGAACUAACAACGUUCGAGGCAGCAUGUCAAAUACUCUCAGCAACCAAGGAACCAUUAAAAGUAUCCGGUAACAAAGCGACACUACGACCGGAGAAGGUUAAUAAGAUCCAAACACUUCCUAGAGAGGAAGCAGCCGGCCCCCGGCUCCACAGGUGGCCGAAAGAAGACAUCCACCAAGAAAUCAGCCCCGGUAAAAGAAAAGACCGGAAGCAAGGGCAAGGAGAAGAUAGUAUUCUCGAACCGCCAUCACAAACAAGAGAUGAGGAAGAAUCGGCUUCCACGUCUGAACGGACCGACUCUGAGAAAACCGAUGAUGAAAGACCGAAUGAUGAAGAGCAUUCGGGUACAAGUCCCGAUAAUACCGGUACGGGCGCAAAUCCUGAGAACGCCGAGGCCAGUGAAGAAGGCAGUGAAGAGGAGGAGGAGGAGGACGACCAGAAGAAGGCCGAUUUUAUAGCGCGCCGGAUCUUGAAGGACGUUGAACUACGAGCUGAAGCGGUCGGGGAAUUAUACCGGGAAUGGCACGAGAACCGAUUCGAUAGACUUUACAAACACAUGUUACCGGGCCUAAUCGACGAAGAGUGUUUCCGAAGGCUGAAGGAAAUAGAGGAAACAGUCAUGAGCCUCACAAACGCCGAAACUAUUCACGAAGCCUUGGGCCGAACCUCCAUCAUAAGACCGCGAGCCCGGCUACAGAAGCUAACCGUACGGAUCCGGAAGCUUAAGGAAAGGUACGUCGAGGGAACACCGGAGGCUAACUUACAGCUCUUGGUGUUAGAAAAACUUGAGACAGUGAGAGGAGAACUCGCAGAAGAAAUCGAUCGACUUGAGGCGGUGGUCGGACAGCGAGGAAAACAGCACUCUCUAGCUUCUGAGACCGAUCAUGGUGCAACUCCUCCUCGGGCGGAUCCGGUGAUAAACGAAACCGAUGAAAGGACGGAGACUCCUCUCGUCGGGAAACUUGAAACUGAACAACAUGGGGUCUCAGAACCGGGCGUCACAAAAGAAAACUUGAAUGCGAGCCUUGAAGACCGCAACAACAAGCUACAAGACGACCUCAAGGCGCUCACCUCACAAGUUGAUGAAUUGAUCAAGGCCAAGAUGAAUGCAGAUAUUGCGGUUGUGGAGGCAAAUGCCCGAGCGGCUAAGGAAGUCCAGGAUGCGCUGGACGAAGAAGCCAGAAGAGAAAAGGAGCCACCGCAACUUACUGAAGAAGAAAGAGCCGAGCGAGAACGAAGGACAGUGGCUAAGUACCCGGGACUUGCAAAGUCCGUAGCCGCUCAAGCUGCAGCGGAUGCAGAGCGGCUAAAUAAUGAACGACAAAGACUUGAAGACUUUGCAACCGCUCACAAGAAGAAGAAAACAACGGCUCCUUCCUAUUCGGUUCCGGCGAAACAGAAAAGGAAACCAUCAAAGAAGGCUCAGGUAGCCGGGCUGCUGGAUGGGAUCACUGACACGGUUAUUGAAAGUCAACCGGACCAGGCUACUCGCACCGAAGAUGAAGAUGAAGAACAUCUGGUGGAGCGUUCUACAAGACAACGAGUCUCCGAAUCGGCCAGUCAACCGCAACCGUUUAAGAGGAAACGGACCAAGGAUAUGAUGGCCAGCUUCAACUUCUCCGACUCAGAAUAG
Impatiens glandulifera is the source of this 1905-nucleotide messenger RNA. RefSeq lists its product as uncharacterized. The record is from RefSeq and is a predicted model, not a curated record. The coding region runs from base 1 to 1905 and encodes 634 amino acids. The transcript has 2 exons. NCBI's taxonomy places the organism in Eukaryota, Viridiplantae, Streptophyta, Magnoliopsida, Ericales, Balsaminaceae.